Heterobilharzia americana is the source of this 1431-nucleotide messenger RNA. NCBI's taxonomy places the organism in Eukaryota, Metazoa, Platyhelminthes, Trematoda, Strigeidida, Schistosomatidae. The record is from the annotation of a GenBank genome assembly.
AUGAAUCCCCAGAAAACUUCACAUCAGAAUGCUUCGAAUACGUCGAAUGAAACCAAUUGUCAAACAAAACAUCCUGUAAGUAUUUUGCGUAAUGGUCGAUUAUCAAGGGAUAGUCAAUCCGAUGCAAAAUAUUCUGAAAACAUAAAACGUUCCUCUUCAACUACACCGAAAACAGUAAAAAUUGAUGAACGAUUUCUUUCAUCGCCAAGACAACAACAACAACAACAAAUGAAAGAAUCAAGUCUGUUGAAUUCAUCUAUACCAACGCCAACACCAACAUCACUGCUACCUCUUCCAUUAGCAACAUCUCUAGCAUCUGUAUCCUUACCAUCAUCAUCAUCGUCAUCGUCAUCAAGUUAUUUUGUACAAUAUCCUCAAAGUGGUCAUUCAAAUCUGCCCCUUCCGCCUACUCCCUUGCAACAACAACAACAACAACAACAAUCAACAAUUACAUCAAUAUCAUUCUCAGCAAUACCUAAUUCUAUGCAGAUGAUAAGUAAUGAUUCAAGAAAUAUGUACAUUCAACAUAUCCACUUAGCUAGACAUAUGCUGAAGAAGAAAUUAACUGCCGAAAGUAUUGAUCUUACUCAACCACCUUAUUCUGAUGAGAGUGGACGUGCAAACAUUCCUUUACGUUUAAUUCAACGUUAUUCAUUUGAGACUAAUUUGGAUCUAAUUACAGUUGCAAUGGGGUUGGAAGCUGAAAGGGAUGCAAAUUUGAGGGAAAUGCGAAGACCUGUGAUAUCAUACAACGAUGAGAUUCGAUCACAACGUUUUCUUAAUUGUGAUGGAAUAAAGACUGGAAGUCUACAAGAAUUUUUAGUUACAAUCGGUUUACCAAUGUACAUAAAUCAUAUACUUCAUUAUAGUAUCACUGUAAAUACUACUGAUAACAAUAAUAGUAGUAUUAUGAAAGGUUGUCCUGGAGGUGGUAAUAGUAAUAAUAGUAAUAAGUGUAAUAAUAAAUUUAUACCAAUGACACCAGCAGAUCUGCUUAAAAUGUCCAAUUAUCAACUACAAGAGAAAUUUAACUUUCUACCCAUUCAUAUUCAAUGGCUUCGUCAGGAAGCAUCGGUUAUCCCAUGGAUAUUGUUGGGUCAAACAUAUUCAACAAAGUGCUUGUUGGGUAGUAAUACACCAAACAGUAAUAAUAAUAAUAAUAAUAAUAAUAAUAAUAAUAAUAGCUUACCACGUGGAUCUAAUGUUAACACUUCUAGUGGACGAAGUUUAUCUCAGUUGAGAAAAGUACAACAUCAACAGCAUCAUCACCUUCAACAACAUCCAUCACAAUUACAACAUCAUGAACAACAGAAAGUAGAAAAUGUCAUCAAUCUUGAACAGAUUGUUGAUAAAGUUUAAAAAUGGAAUGGUAUAUAAAUGUAAACUGUUUUUUUCUUUCUGAUAUGAAUAAACUGAAAUUUAUUACUACAA